UACAUUUUAUUCCAAAAAGCAUUGACCAACACACCGCAGGUAUGUAGCACGGAAGGUUCGGAAAAAGAAAACUAUUUAAAAAGUGAAAAACAUGAAUAAUUCUACGAGAAAUGAAUACUCAUCCUUGAUCAGAGAACAGCGACAGCUGAAAAAAGCGGAAAGCGUGCUUAAAUCCAUGAUUGAAAAGAUCAACCGUGAACUGAACCAGCUGGUGGUUGAGGAACUACAGAUCAAAUCGCGAGAUAUCCAGCUUAGCAUAGACACCGUAACUGUUGAACCCGUUAAACCAUCGGUUCCACCGCCGGAUGUAGCCACCUCCAGCAAGGAAAUUAAUCAACAAACACUCAAUCUGGAGGUGCAGGACGAACGAUUGCUGGAAUCGCUAGAGGAAACGGAGGACGAGCUAUAGGGGGAUGGUUUCUCACAUGCGCUACACGUCACAAAAACUACGAUCUCUUUGUACUUGUACUAAAUAAAACACUUUUACUUAUCAAUUUAACAGCAAA
Anopheles stephensi (Asian malaria mosquito) is the source of this 506-nucleotide messenger RNA. RefSeq lists its product as uncharacterized. The coding region runs from base 92 to 409 and encodes 105 amino acids. Gene Ontology annotation, biological process: transcription initiation at RNA polymerase III promoter; transcription by RNA polymerase II. Gene Ontology annotation, cellular component: nucleus. The record is from RefSeq and is a predicted model, not a curated record. The transcript is spliced from 2 exons. NCBI's taxonomy places the organism in Eukaryota, Metazoa, Arthropoda, Insecta, Diptera, Culicidae.